AUGAACAAAUUAUUAAUAUUAGCUAUUAUUGCUUUAAUCUGCUUCUCUCAAUUUGCUGAAUGUGCAAAGAAGACUGGUAAGCUCCAAAUUGGUGUCAAGCAUCGUCCAGAAAGCUGUACAAAGGAUGCCAAGAAGACACUUCCACAUGAUAAAUUAAAGAUUCACUACAACGGUACACUUUUGGAUGGUGGUAAGAAGUUUGAUUCUUCUGUAGAUCGUGGAGAUCCAUUCCAAUUCACUCUUGGUGUUGGCCAAGUCAUCAAAGGAUGGGAUCAAGGUCUUUUAAAUAUGUGUAUUGGUGAGAAGCGUAAAUUGGUUAUCCCACCAGAGUUGGGUUAUGGAGAUUCAGGUGCUGGUGCCAGUAUUCCAGGUGGUGCAUAUUUGGUAUUUGAAACUGAAUUGAUCGAUAUUAUCAGAGACUAA
Molecule: messenger RNA, 423 nt
Organism: Cavenderia fasciculata
Lineage: Eukaryota; Evosea; Eumycetozoa; Acytosteliales; Cavenderiaceae
Product: FKBP-type peptidylprolyl cis-trans isomerase
Exons: 5
Coding region: 1-423 (140 amino acids)
Biological process (GO): protein peptidyl-prolyl isomerization
Molecular function (GO): peptidyl-prolyl cis-trans isomerase activity
Source: RefSeq, a predicted model, not a curated record